AUGAAUAUCACGUCCACAAAAAUUGAUGAUGAUUCCGAAGUACUUGAAGCGCUCGAGUCUGAGGAUAGAGAAUACCAAAAGGAUGCAGAGAUUGAUAGGAUUCUCAAGGCCUUUAGACUCGAUGCUUAUGCUGUCCUCGACUUGCAACCGGGAGUUCCAGAGUCUGAUAUAAAAAAAUGUUACCGUGUAAAGUCACUCCUUAUCCAUCCAGACAAGACCAAAAACCAGCUGGCACCAGAAGCGUUUGACCGACUUAAGAAAGCUCAGACAGAACUUAUGGAUGAGAAGCAUCGCUUAGUUCUUGACGAGGCAAUAGCAGAUGCGCGCAUGCUCCUUAUUCGUGAGAAGAAAUGGACAGUAGAUAGUCCCGAGUUGAAAACAAAUGCGUUUGCAAAGGAAUGGAGAGAGAAGACCAAGUUUGUACUGAUUGACAAUGAGCAUCGUAGGCGAAAGCAGAUUAAGGCACAAAUGCAAGAAGAGGGUAGGGAAAUGAAAAAAGCUGAAGAAGAGGGAGAAGCUAGAAAGAGAAAGAGAGAACACGAGAAAGAUUGGGAGGAGACAAGAGAACAAAGAAUCGGCAGCUGGAGAGAUUUCCAGAAAGGUUGCGAUAAAAAAAAGAAGAAAAAAGCUAAACCCCUGGGUUAA
Molecule: messenger RNA, 645 nt
Organism: Blumeria graminis f. sp. triticale
Lineage: Eukaryota; Fungi; Ascomycota; Leotiomycetes; Helotiales; Erysiphaceae
Source: the annotation of a GenBank genome assembly